This is a messenger RNA of Carassius gibelio (silver crucian carp), 1615 nucleotides long. Its product is annotated as DNA polymerase beta. Bases 143 to 1153 code for a protein of 336 amino acids. Gene Ontology annotation, molecular function: DNA-directed DNA polymerase activity; DNA binding. The transcript is spliced from 14 exons. Gene Ontology annotation, cellular component: nucleus. Gene Ontology annotation, biological process: double-strand break repair via nonhomologous end joining. Lineage: Eukaryota; Metazoa; Chordata; Actinopteri; Cypriniformes; Cyprinidae. The record is from RefSeq and is a predicted model, not a curated record.
AUGGGCGUGGUCAUUAAAACCCUUCCUCCGUGGCUACUCUGCUAAUGCUAAUGCUAAAGGCUUUGUCCUGUUGUGGUCUCAGCUGUUGUGUAGAAGUGUAAACAACACAUUUAUCCACACAAAUCUUAAAUCACUCUCAACUAUGAGUAAAAGGAAAGCGCCACAGGAAACUCUGAACGAAGGAAUCACAGAUUUUCUCAUAGAGUUGGCCAAUUAUGAGAGAAAUGUCAACAGAGCCAUCCAUAAAUACAAUGCUUACAGAAAAGCAGCAUCUGUGAUCGCCAAAUACCCUCAAAAGAUCAAAAGUGGAACCGAAGCAAAGAAACUGGAUGGAGUUGGUGCAAAGAUAGCUGAGAAAAUCGAUGAGUUUUUAGCGACAGGAAAGCUGCGCAAGCUGGAGAAGAUUCGCAGUGAUGACACAAGCUCCUCCAUCAACUUCUUAACUCGAGUGACUGGGAUCGGUCCUGCUGCGGCCAGGAAAUUUUACGAUGAAGGCGUCAGGAACUUAGACGAUCUGAAGAAGAUCGAACACAAACUGAACCAUCAUCAGCAGAUCGGGUUAAAGUACUUUGAGGAGUUUGAGAAGAGAAUCCCUCGUGCAGAAAUGCAGAAGAUGGAGGCUCUGAUACUGAAGGAGCUGGAUGUGGUGGACCCCGAGUACAUCGGCACCAUCUGCGGCAGCUACAGACGAGGAGCAGAGUCGAGUGGUGAUAUUGAUAUACUCCUGACCCAUCCGGACUUCACCUCUCAGUCUGAGAAACAGCCCAAACUCCUUCAUGCCGUCGUGGAUCAUCUGGAGUCCGUCGGCUUCAUUACCGACACACUUUCUAAAGGAGACACUAAGUUUAUGGGUGUGUGUCAGCUGAAGAAAGAAGAGGAAGAUGAAGAAGAGUAUUUGCACCGCCGUAUUGACAUCAGGCUUAUCCCGAAGGAUCAGUAUUACUGCGGUGUGCUGUACUUCACCGGCAGUGACAUAUUCAACAAGAACAUGAGGACUCAUGCGCUGGAGAAAGGCUUCACUAUCAACGAAUACACCAUCCGUCCCGUGGGUGUCACCGGUGUUGCUGGAGAGCCUCUGCUGGUGGACAGUGAGAAGGACAUCUUUGACUACAUCCAGUGGAAAUACAAGGAACCGAAGGAGCGCAGCGAGUGAAACGAAGACAGACGACAUUCAUCCUGUGUGCUGCUCAUUUAGGUCAUGUUAGAAGAAGUAGAAGAGGCAUUUAAGGAGGCUUUUUGAAGUACAUUUUAAAGUUGUGAAAACAGCUACAUAAUAGUAGUUGAUGGUGCUUUUUAAUCAUAAUAGUCAAAUUUAAAACCAAGGGUUAUGGAGAGAAAUGACGUCACAGGCAUGUCAAUAUUGUGAUAUUACAUGAGAUCAUAAAUCUCUCAUAGGUAUAGCAGCAAACAUGUUUUUAUUUCAACAUACUCGACGCUGGUGUGCAAGAAAGCAAACUGAAGAAAUAUACGAAUGAUGAUUUGUCUGUGGUUGUGUUAUUUAAAAUCUAUUAUGGUGUUGUUGGGAUAUUUUUAUUUAUAUAAUAGUCUAGCAUGUUAUGAGAUUCUUGAGGUUUGUGUGAAAAUUUGGAUUCUGCAUUAAAAAUCCCACAAGUCA